Molecule: messenger RNA, 1659 nt
Organism: Pomacea canaliculata
Lineage: Eukaryota; Metazoa; Mollusca; Gastropoda; Architaenioglossa; Ampullariidae
Exons: 8
Coding region: 299-1270 (323 amino acids)
Source: RefSeq, a predicted model, not a curated record
UAUUGUCACUGGGUGAUCUGCAAAGGUAAAUGAAAGGUAAUUGGUGCAGCAGCUAAAGCUGCAGAUUUGCCUGAGGUGUGAGAAGGGGGAGGGAGUGUAGAUGCGCAGAUAUAUAACUCCGUGCACAGCUUGCCCACCUGUAGAGAACUGUACUUGGAUUUCAAAACAACUCACCUGGUGGAUAUACUGCAAUCACACUUUAGCCUGCCUCCCUGUUUCUUGGACAUUCGUCGGCCACACUGAAGAGGGAAUAGAACAGUGUUCAAUAAAUUCUCAAGAAUCAGGAAAUUUGUAAAAAAUGACUUGGCAAGGUAUUACCAUUGUGCUUAUGACUUUGACACUGAAAACUUACGCGCAGGUUCCGCCAUUUUAUCAAAACACACCUGAAGUGAAAGAGUUACUUCGAACGAUCGUCAAUCCAAGCUGUGUGUGGGUGGAGGUGCCGGACAACAAAAGGUACGCCCAGCCCGUGGUUGUGUACCCUGACGGCGAUGUCCUCAUCUGGAACUACACCAUGUACAUGAACUGCCCACCCGACACCAACAUCUGGAGCAAUGCAGCCUGCGCAUGCGUGCGUGAUGGCGACACCGUGACGUCAUUCGUCACACCCGGCAAGCCUCCCUGCAACUACCUCGCCAACGUACGCCUCGACCCCGACGCCAAGAAGUUCACCGACGACUACCGGUUCAUCACCAGCGGUCCGAGCGACCAGAAGGCCGAUCUCGGGGACCUGACGGUGCCAGACCCUAGCUCGGUUAAUGGCUACUCUCUGCGCCUGACUGGGGUGCCUCUGGGGUUCCAGGAAUUUGCCAGCAAUGACCUCCAAGGUAACUGGCGCAUGGAGCUCAGCGUGAAGCCAUCCACCUCAAGUAGCAUGAUCGUCUUGAGCAACGACUGCACCAACGAGAAACCCGAGGCCGUUCAAGAGGAUCCUGAGAACAAGAAGAACAGACGGCCGUCGAUGACUUUGUCGCUUGACUCCAAUCUUGUCCUCACUCUGCGCUUCUCCGACGACAAAGUAGAAGAUCUUCAAUGUCAGGUCACCGCGAACAGUCUCGGGUGGUACCCGAUAGCAGUGGACAGCGCGAAGUUUAACAUCACCGUCACGGUGAGCGGAAACGUGUGUGGCUCCAUCUACUCCGUCAAUCCCUUGCGGAGGAGUGAGUGCAAGCUUUAUCUUGGUGGAAGACCUGGAAGUCCACAGGACGCCUUCGAUGGUUUUGUGGAAUAUUUCCGUUUCAUCCGGGACCCGCAGGCGUGUGACGUGUAAUCUACUUCCGGCGUCCCUGACCUUCAUCGCAGACGUUUGCCGCCAUUUAGUGUUGCUGACAUCAACUCUAAGGGAAACGUUUUCGCUGGGUUUUCCGUUCUUCAUGGAUUAAGGAAAAUCUUUGCAAGCCAUGCAAACAUUAGGAAGAAAGAAGUCGAAGUGUAGAAGUAUAUUAUUUCUUUAUUAGACUGGGCAACAAAUAAAUCAGAUAUGAUUUAUGUAGGGGACCUUGUGAUCAUUUUUUAUUAUGCAUGAAAAAAUAAAAACUGACCUGUGAAAGCAUCAUUAGGCAUAACAUUCCUGAUUGAAAAAUUCAAGAGUCUGAGCCAAGCACCAAGAACAUAAUAAUAAAAUAAAGGAUGAAAAUUAAACAUUUAAAAAAAAAAAAA